Ectocarpus sp. CCAP 1310/34 is the source of this 2206-nucleotide messenger RNA. The record is from the annotation of a GenBank genome assembly. Lineage: Eukaryota; Phaeophyceae; Ectocarpales; Ectocarpaceae.
UCGAAAGUGAUUGAGAGAGCCCGUAAGAGAGUUGCGGACAAAGUAUCGGGUCCAGUGUACGCAGGGCCAGGCCCGGGGGAAUUGUCGAUCAACAAUUGUGCAGUAAGGCUUCAGCAAAAAGUCAUGAGUGUUCUUCGUACUCUCGAUUCUGGAGUGAUCGCGCUUGAACCGGACGUAUUUCUAAACGGGUAUUGGGCAACACAACCAGACGUUCACACCGGUCGGCGCAGGGAGUUGCUUACCGAUCUACUACACGAACACCUGUUGACGCACAACCAAAUCACUUCGGCUGACACCGUACAAGUGUAUCGUAUAACAGGAGAAGUAGUAGACACCCCACGCGACAGUGUAACGGCUACCGACUGGCUGCAUCUCAUUGUGCGUGAACAUGCCUUGACGGGGGGUGCGGUUGAGUACGCUAAUGCCGCGUUGCAGGCUAUGAUGCUCGGUACGCCCAAAUCCAUGCCCACAGCCGCAGUCCGCGUUUUAGCAGCCUUUCGCGCCACAUUGGUAGAUCCUGACCGGCCCCACAUCACUGAACAGCGGUUUUUCUGGCGGUAUAUCUCGGCAGUGCAGAUGAUAGCCUUGUUCGAACGCGUCACCGAGGUACUCUUGCCGAAUCCGGUUGACAGAGCCGGGGUCAACGGGCUGCUACAUGAACGCAUACAUUCUGUCAGCACCACCCUACAGAAGUUGCGUCAAGAGUCGCACCACCCCAUGGGGGACCACAUGAGCCACCGUGGCAAGGUAGCUGAGAGCCUGUUCCGCGAGUUUGUAGCCGUUUUGAGCGCGCGUUCCAAGCCAUACAUGACCCCGCCGACGCCCCGCAACCCGACCCGCGCGGGCGGGCAGGAUCGCCUCUGUGCGGCUAACCCUACGCCUCGCCACAUGUCGAUGCCCGAAUAUCGACAGCUGUUCACCGCAGAUGGCUUGGCGUCGUACAACUCGAGGUUACCACUCACCGUGUCGGGAGGCAGCGCGCCCCUCCGGCCGCCGCCUCCCACCGGGCUAAACUCUGUUGCCGCCGUAGCGCCGCCCGUUGCUGCCCCAGAGACCCCUUCGUCGGUUGCCGUGGCAGCGUUCCAGAACCACAAGGCCAGCACGCCCGGCCAGCACGGUGUUCCUUUCACCGCCAAAGCACCGUCAUCGACGGCCGCACCAGCGACAACGCCACCAACGGACGCCACCACGGCCACCGCCGUGACACACCCGCCGGUGACUGCGCCCCGGUCCGUGAUCCUCGACCACCUCAUGGAACAUGGGAUCUGCUACGCCCACGUGUUCUCGGCCUGCCGUCGACAAGGCCGUUGCAGAUGGCGACACGACCUACUGCCAGCGUCAUUCUACAAGGACGUACCACGCCCGGCGAGCCGUGGGGCUACUCACACGCGCCGCGUCGUAGCCGCGUUGACGCCCGCCCAUUACGACACGGCCGUCGCCAUGGGACUCGAGCUUCACGUGUCAGGCGAGCAUCAGGUGGCGAUGAUAGCAGGGGACAUCCCGCUGGGACCUCGGAGUGACGCCGAGAUGUGAAACGAGGACCCGGGUCUCGCCAACCCGGGGCACCUUGCGUCCGCGAGGGCGGAGCACUGCACCGGCGAUCAGUUGUGGAUACGUGGUGAGAUCGGCGUAGACGUAAGUCGUACCCAGUGGAUAUUUUGCUUGAUACCGGGGCGGGCGGGGGCAACUACAUUUCGUUAGACCUUUGGUAUCGCGUACGUACCUUAGCGAGGUGCAGGUUGGACAGAUGUUCGGCGGGAGCGUUGGAAGCAGCGAAUCCGUCAGAAAGUGGCGUGCCCCCGAAGCGCAUUCUCGGACAUGUCACGAUCCCAAUCAUGUUCCAAGACGACUCUCAAGUACGGUUCGUCACUGCCAGAGUAGUACCGGACCUCCCGUACGGUAUCAUCAUCGGAGCUGAAUAUCUUCGACGCAACAAGAGCACGCUUGAUUUUGGAGAAGGCAAAGGCUUUCAACCCACGCCUGACGCGCCGUUCGUACCGUUCCUGUCGAGGCCGGUAGACCACCCUGCCCAACCGUCAUCGCUCUCAGCAGCACGCGAUCGUUUUGCUCUCUUGACAUGCGACCCGCAACGCGACACUAACCUGUCCGACAUUGCCCCGCUGCCCGAGCUGCCCAGUUAUCGUGACGUCGCAUGAGAGGAUGACAGCACUCUGGAAUGGGACCUGGUCCUGGGCUCGCGGAUGUC